Molecule: messenger RNA, 4219 nt
Organism: Microplitis mediator
Lineage: Eukaryota; Metazoa; Arthropoda; Insecta; Hymenoptera; Braconidae
Gene: Rab26
Product: ras-related protein Rab-37
Exons: 7
Coding region: 321-1160 (279 amino acids)
Cellular component (GO): endosome; Golgi apparatus
Molecular function (GO): GTPase activity; GTP binding
Source: RefSeq, a predicted model, not a curated record
UGUGUCCAAUUAUAUUUAUAAUUGCGCUGAAAAUUAAUUGGUGUUUAUAGAUAGCAUGUAAAGAUAUAUUAAUUAUAAGGCCAUCAAAAUAUCUAGUGAAAUGUAUAAAUGAAAUAGUAAAUUCGUAUGAAAUAUAUCGAUGUAUCCAUUUGAUAAUUAGGCUAUUAUUCUUGGCACAUCGUAAAGUUUGACCUUGAUAUACUCGACUUGGAGUUGAGUGACCCCGAGCAAAAGUGGUAAAGAAGCACAACGACAACGGCGGCGACGAGGAGUGGCCAAGAAGAAGAAGAGCAAAUUGGUGCUCCUGGUAGCAGGAACCCAUGAGUAGGAUGGAGGAUUCAAAUCGAGGCGCACGUACGCGCGGUUCUGCAACGACCUCGUCCGAUUGGUCAUCGUCUGAUACCCACUCGGCCUCACGGGGCCCAGUUACCCCCGCCACUGCCGCUACAGCGGGCCCGUCAGCUAGAGUGGGGGCACAAGGCCCAGUGCGUCGACAGACAUCUCACGAUGCUCCCAAUUCAUCACAGGCCCCACCCGAAACGACGAAAGAACUCCACUUCAAGAUAAUGCUAUUGGGUGAUAGCGGUGUGGGUAAAACAUGCCUACUAACACAAUUUCGAGAUGGUCGUUUUCUAUCUGGGAAUCACAUUAGUACCGUUGGAAUUGAUUUCAGGAACAAAGUGGUUAACGUGGACGAUACGAGAAUUAAACUACAGAUAUGGGAUACCGCAGGACAGGAGAGAUUUCGAAGCGUGACCCACGCUUAUUAUCGAGAUGCUCAUGCAUUGCUUUUGCUCUAUGACGUGACGAACAAGACUAGCUUUGAUAACAUCAGGGCCUGGCUCGGCGAGAUCCGGGAGUACGCACAGAAUGACGUAGUUAUAAUGCUUCUCGGUAAUAAGUCAGAUUGCGGUAAUGAACGUGUAAUAAAGGUAGAAGAUGGUAAGCGUCUAGCGGAUGAGUAUCAAGUUCCAUUCAUGGAAACUUCUGCCAAGACUGGCCUCAAUGUCGAGUUAGCCUUUCUUGCGAUUGCUAAACAAUUGAAAGCACAUAAAAGUGGCAAUCCAGAUGAUACUAAAUUCAAUGUACAUGAUUACGUAAGACAGGAAUCACAACAAAAAAGAAGUAAUUGCUUCAGUUCAAAUUGCCAGACGACCUGAAUUAUCGUUACUCUAUAUAUACAUAUAUAUACAAUUGUAUAACGACUGGUUUUUAUUUGCAAAAUAAUAGUAGCGCUUAUAAACAGCGAUCUUUUUUCUUUCAUAUGUCAAAAAUAGCCACGUAUAUAUUAUAUGUAUAUGUAUAAAUAUAUAUAAUAGUAAAAAGAGGGAUCACGUAUAUAUAUAUAUUAUAAUUGAUUGGCUUGUAACGACAGUAAUAGUUCAAUUAUAAUUAUAAAUAAAAUAUAAAAUAUAUCAGAAAUUAAAUUUAAAAGGUGCAGGAUGCCUACAUGUAUAUUCAACAUAUAAUUUAAAUUAUAUAAAACGAAAUCUAGGACAGGUUCUUGGAUUUAGUAAUACAUGAUAUAAAUUUAUAAAAAUAUAUAACACAUAUAUUUAGUUGUCGGCAUUGAAGAACAUACUGAGAGGAAAUAACUCAUGAGCGAUUUUUAUUUUCAAAGAAUUGAAAUUAUAAAAAAUCUUAUUUUUUUUUCAUGCAUUGAAAUAAUAAACAAGAGAUAUAUGUAGACGAUUUGCGUCAAUGUUAUUCUCAUUAGCUUUAAACGAGUGCACAAUUUGUCACAGCCAUGAGAUAUAUAUCAGAAUAAUAAUAAUAAUUAUAGAUAAAGUAAUAAUGUAGCGUACAAAAGAUAUGAGCACAUAUAUGAAUAUACAUACAAAUUAUAUUGUUAUUAUUAAUAUGUAUUUAAAAAAUUUACAUUUUAUUACUGAUGUUAUUCACUAUUUUGUUAAAUUUAUUUACUUAAAGAUGUAAUUAGUAAAUAAUUUUAAUUAAUUAAUAAUUACAAUUUUACAGACUUAUUAUUUACGUACACAGAAAAAAAAGUUUCUUGAGUCAAGAAAAUAUUUUGGAAAAUCAAGAUUUUCUUGAGCCAAGAGAAUUUGUCUUGGUUAAAAAAAAUUCGUCUAGAUCGGAGAAAAUUUCUACUUUAUCUGAAAAAAUUUAGGUUCCCAAAAAAAUUUUCUUGAAUCAAGAAUAUUUACCUUCAGUCGAGAAUUUUUUUUUUCUGUGUAGGGGAGGGUGGGAAAAAUGGCCUCCCUAAGCCGGUUAUUAAUUUUUGUACACAGAAAAAAAGAAUUUCUUGGCGCAAGAAAUAUUUUGUAUUAUGAAUUGAAGACAAAAAUUUUUCUUGGCUCAAGUAUUUUUUUCUCGCCUAAAAAAUUUUUUUCUUGUUCCGACAAAAUUUUUUCUUACCCCAAGAAAAGUUUCUUUUUCACUUUAUAAUACAAAAAAUUUCUUGGGUCGAGUAAAAAUUUUCUUAGAACAAGAAAAAAUUUUUUGCGCCAAGAAAUCCUUUUUUUCUGUGUAGACAUUUUGCUGAAACUUUAAAAAAAAAAAUUUUCUGAGGCAUAACGGCCCUCUUCUAAAAAAAGAGAAAAAAAAAUUUUUUUUUGGUUUUUUAAAAUUGUUUUUGUGACAGACACUUGAAAUGUACGACAUUUAGCGCCUAUAGCCGGCAGCUAAAAAUAUUAGAUAAGAUACAGCUGGUAAAAAAGAUACCUAAUCGUUCUAAUAGUGACGUCAUCAACGGAUCAAAAAAUAUUUUUUGGUUACAUGUGCGAUAGCAAACGACCAAAAAAUAUCGAAGUAACUCAACGAGACAUCUUGUGACAAAAUUUAUCAUCAUUUUAAUUCGUGAACUUACCGACUUCUCUCUAAUUUUCAACAAAUACUCAAAACAAUCUUACCAAAUAAAUAAAUGCGGAUUAUAACCUGCUAAUUAUAGGCACUAAAUGUAGUACAUUUCAAAUAUCUGUCACAAAAACUAAUGUAUUUAUCUAGUACAAUCGAGUCUAAGACGCGCGUGUGUUGGUACCCUCGCUUUCGGCUCAAGCACCAAUCUUCACACUCGCGUCUUAAACACGAUCGCACUCGAUAGAUAAGCUACUAUUAUGUUACUCAAAAAAAUUUUUUUAAGGUGUAAUGAAACGUUCCCCCACUCUUGCAAAAAAAUGUAAUUAAUUGUAAUGAUUUUUUUACAACUAUUGCAAUACAAUUGAAUUUGAAUUUAAAAUUGCCGCCAAAAUAAAGUAGAAAACACCUGGAUUUAGCAAAAAUAAAAUAAAAUUUAAAAUACACGGUAAGAUUGGAACUUGACUGAGUCGUGUGCGCAUAUCACUUAUUCAGGUUCCGUACAGUAAUUAGUGUGGUACUGCACCACAACCGAGCAUUUUUUUCCAGCACCGUUCUGUCGGGUGCAGAAUAGUUACCAGCCGGGUUCUAAUCUUUCCGUGCACAGAAAAAAUUGAAGAAAAAAAAUUGUUCAAAGUUAAAACUGAUGAUUGCUCUUUAUAUUGCAGUGGACUUUAUUCGUAACCGAAUUUUACAGUAAAAAUUGUAAGAAAUGUGAAUACUGUAAAAAUUUUCAAAUAUUUUUAGUGGGCAAAUUUGCCCCAGGCACAAAGAAUCAGCAGAAAAAUGAAUAAGUUUUUUUAUAAUUUAACGAUAAAAAUAUGAAAAAAUCUUUUUUUCUGAAUUUUCGGCUGGUCCAUUUUGCCCCAGGUAUCAUGCGUACACAGAAAAAAAGGAUUUCUUGGCGCAAAAAAUUUUUUCUUGUUCUAAGAAAAUUUUUACUUGACCCAAAAAAUUUUUUGUAUUAUAAAGUGAAAACAAAACUUUUCUUGGGGUAAAAUAAAAUUAUCUUGGAACAAGAAAAAAAUUUUUUAGACGAAAAAAAAAUUCUUGAGCCAAGAAAAAUUUUUGUCUUCAAUUCAUAAUACAAAAUAUUUCUUGCGUCAAGAAAUUCUUUUUUUCUGUGUAGGGCUAAAAAUGCGCAAAUGUAUCGAAUUUAUGGUAAUUAGAAGAAAAACAAAAAAAAAAAAUUCUUCGUCAAUUUUUUUAGGGCCUUAUUGCCCCACCCUCCCCUAAAUACUAUUUAAGUUAUGAUUGUUAAUUAUUAAUUAUAAAUAUAUAUUUAAAGUAAAUACAAAAUAUUUUUACGUAAAAAAAAAACUGAAAAUUAUAAAAAAAAAAUUAUGAUUUAUAACUUAAUUUUUUAUCAAAUAAACAAGCUCAUAAUUUUGUGAUUUACUUAAAU